Tetrahymena thermophila SB210 is the source of this 1675-nucleotide messenger RNA. Its product is annotated as cytochrome P450 family monooxygenase. NCBI's taxonomy places the organism in Eukaryota, Ciliophora, Oligohymenophorea, Hymenostomatida, Tetrahymenidae. The transcript is spliced from 2 exons. Gene Ontology annotation, molecular function: iron ion binding; oxidoreductase activity, acting on paired donors, with incorporation or reduction of molecular oxygen; heme binding. The record is from RefSeq and is a predicted model, not a curated record.
UCAAAUGAUUUUUCUUAUUUAUAUAAGCUUAGGUAUAAUAGCUUCAAUAAUUGCUUUUGUAUCAUACAUCCUUAUUUUAUAUCCUAUUUUCCGCUUUUCUCAAAUGAAGCGAAAAUAUGGUGAUAAAGUUAAAGUCUUCUUUAGCAUUGGACAAGGAAUACUUAAGUUUUACAACCAAGAUCUAGCUAAUAAAAAUGAUAGCAUUGCUUUUAUCCGUAAUAUGCAUGAACCUAAUUUAAAAGCCAUUGCUUUUAACUUUGGAACAAAAGUAGGAUUUAGCUUUGUAGACCCUGAGCUCUAAAAGCAGGUACUUUAAAAUCCUCACUCUUAUAGUAAAGUCGAUGGACCUAUGGCAAUCACAUUUUUAUUUGCUAAUUCAAUCGCUUACGCAACAGAGAAAGAAUGGAAAAGACAAAGAUUGUUCUUAGGAAAGUCCUUUCACUUUGAAGAAAUAAAAAACUACUUUCCUUUGAUCAUAGAAACUUGUCAAAAAACGAUAAAAAAAAUAGACUAAAAAUUGAUUGAGAGAGAAACAAUAAAUAUUUAAAUUUUAAAGACUUGCCAAGAAAUUACUUCAGAAGUGUCUUUUAAGGUUUUUUUUGGCUCAAAUAAUGAAAAUUUAACAAUUAUUACUAGGAAAGAUGGAAGCUCAACUACCAUUUCUAAUGAACUUGUUUAAGUUCUCAUUGAUUCAUAUUAUUUAUUCUAAACUGAUAAAGUAGCACUAAUUAAAUGGAUUUUGCUUAAAAGAAAAAGUACUAGCUUUUUCCUUACAAAAGGAGAAGAAUAGCUGUUGAAUCGUUUGAAAGCUUUAAGAUAAGCAUGCACAGCUAUUGUUUCAAAGAGGAAGGAGGAGCUUACCUAAGAUAGACUUUUAGCAAAGAAAAACUUCUUAGAUUAGUAUAUAAUUGAAAUGGCUUAAAACGAAAACAGUGGUAUCACGUAUGAUGAAAUAAUUGAUAAUUUUUCUGCAAUUUACUUAGCAGGUACAGACACAACUAGUAAUAUGGCUGGAGUUGCUUUAUAUUAUCUCUCCCUUUAUCCAGAAAUUUAGUAACAAGCAAGAGAGGAAGUUAUUAAAGUGCUCUCAGUUAAAUUAAAGGAGAAUAAAACUGACUAACUCUUCAGUUUAUUAGCUUUUGAAGAUCUCCAAAAUUUAAAUUUGAUAAAUUCUAUUUUGAAAGAAUCUUUAAGAUUAAUGCCCCCAGCUAUAUAAUCAUAGACAAAGUUUGCUAAUCAAGAUAUAAAAAUUGGGGAAUUUGAUGUUAAAAAAGGGGAUUUAGUUACUAAUCAUUUUUCUUAUAAUUUAUCAAAUCCUGAAGUAUUCCCUAACCCAGAUGUCUUUAAUCCUAAUAGAUGGAUGGCUGCAAAUAUUCACAACGAAAUGGCAAACUUUACUCCCUUUUCAUAAGGGCCAAGGAAUUGCAUUGGUUAACAUCUUGCGAUGAUAGAAGGAAAGUGCAUUCUAGCUUCCCUUUUAUUGUAAUAUGAAAUACUGCCAAACCCAGCUGAAAAAGUAGUUAGGCAAAUGAGGAUAGUAUAUGGAUUUUAGUAUGAUAAUCUUGUUUAUUUCAAAAAAAUAAAUGUUUGACUUAAAUUAAAAUAACAAAUAUAAAAAUGGAAGAAAGAUUUAUAUUAGUCACUUAUUUUUUACUAUUUUUAAUUUAUUAGUAAG